AUGGCGACCACCGUCCCAUCCAUCGCCUGCUUGGGCGUUAUUGGAAGAAAUAACAACCCCCUCCACACAACAAUCUUCCCCUCCUACGAUCCCGCAACCAACACCUACCGCCCUGUCCGUACCCCCCUCCAAUUCUCCCUCAUCCUCUCCAGCACCCUCGACGUCUUUGAGCUCCGCGCCCGCCAGAACGCAGCUGCCGGUACCGGCCUCACCGGCGACCUAGGCCUGCUGCACGCCGUGGACGACCGCCUCGCUGCAUACGGCUUCGAGACCAACACCGGGACAAGAUUCGUCGUUGUCGUGGAUAUGCGGGGGCGCAGGCUAGAUGGGUCGGCUGCCGUGGCUGCUGCCGCGGAGAAGAGAUCGGGGACGGCGGCGACGGGGUUGAGAGAAGGCGAGAUGAGGCCUGUGUUUAAGGCGAUGCAGGCGGCGUAUAUCAAGCUGAUGCAGAAUCCGUUUUUUGAAAUCGACGAGCACUCGGUGCCCGGGGGUAUGGGGGGGAAGAGGAUUACGAGUAAGAGGUUUGCCGAGGAGAUGAGGCGAAUUGGGGAACGGUGGGGGCCGGGAGUCACCAGUCUUUGA
Molecule: messenger RNA, 582 nt
Organism: Thermochaetoides thermophila DSM 1495
Lineage: Eukaryota; Fungi; Ascomycota; Sordariomycetes; Sordariales; Chaetomiaceae
Exons: 2
Coding region: 1-582 (193 amino acids)
Biological process (GO): endoplasmic reticulum to Golgi vesicle-mediated transport
Cellular component (GO): TRAPP complex; nucleus; cytoplasm
Source: RefSeq, a predicted model, not a curated record